Messenger RNA from Penicillium paradoxum, 813 nucleotides. RefSeq lists its product as uncharacterized. The record is from RefSeq and is a predicted model, not a curated record. NCBI's taxonomy places the organism in Eukaryota, Fungi, Ascomycota, Eurotiomycetes, Eurotiales, Aspergillaceae. The transcript is spliced from 3 exons. The coding region runs from base 1 to 813 and encodes 270 amino acids.
AUGGAACUAUAUCUUAACUCUAAGGGAAUAGAGGGCGUUCUCCAGUCUCCAGAAUGGCAUCAGGUCGUUCUUCGGGAGUUGGAAGGGUUAAACGAUACUGUCAGUCGCCUGACUUCUAAUGAAGAGCGACUCAUCAUCUUCGCAGCCACACUAGCAAAUACAGUGGGAGAAAGCGAGGAUAUGGAGGUCAUUGACGGUAUUGCUCGAACAUACCCUGUCAUUCUCCAUCUAGAUGCCUGCCGUGUGUUUGAUCACUUGGCUACAGCGGCUGAUGAGCUUCAUCGGGAACCCAACCUGCAUCGUCUUAGACUUCACUAUUCUCAAGUUGAAGUGCCAGGUUACAUCAUUGACGGAGGGAUUUUCGCAACUACGAUUGUGGCCAGGGGAUCAAAUGCUUAUGUGUCCCCUCCUCCUAUGGUUGUACUCAAGCCCAAACUCCUUGGAAACCAGUCUUCAGCAACGGUUGAAUAUAGCGUCUAUGUGGACCGAGUAUUGGAUAUUGCGAACGCGGCUAUUCUCUCAGUCCCCGGGUGUCAAACUAUUCGAGACGAGCUGGGGCUGAGAAUUAUUAGCCAGCUACAGAGUCGCUUCACCUACAGCACCAUCUCCUUCGUAGCAGUGGAUGAGCAGAAUACUCCACUUGUGGUUUUUCUUGCCGAGGCAGACUCGAAAAGGCUUAUUCGACCUAGCUUAAUGCUGGUUGAACGAUCUUCAUAUGAAGAUGUGCAUAUGCUACAGGACGUUGCUAUGCAGCUUUUUGGCCAUGUAGCGCAACUUAUGGAUGUGGGAAUUGAAACUAGUUGGUGGAGAUAA